This is a messenger RNA of Uncinocarpus reesii 1704, 561 nucleotides long. RefSeq lists its product as uncharacterized. The record is from RefSeq and is a predicted model, not a curated record. The coding region runs from base 1 to 561 and encodes 186 amino acids. The transcript has a single exon. Lineage: Eukaryota; Fungi; Ascomycota; Eurotiomycetes; Onygenales; Onygenaceae.
AUGUCAGUCUUUACUUCUGUUGCUAAGCGGGCUGGCAACCGAAUAUUCACUGCGACGCGGCAUUCGAGCAUUGCUACUUCUUCACUCACAUCCUCAGUAACCACCUUACCGAGCACCGGGGCGAACGCAAAGUUGUUGUCUACCUCACCCAUCCUUCGACGCAGCGUCUCGAGCAGCAGCCAGCGGAGCACCUACGUGGACGAACAUGACCCAGAUAGCCGCUACGCAAUUAACACAGAACGGAACGAAUAUUCGAAAUCCGGGACUGAUAACGCAGUCGCAGCCCAAGAUUCGGCCUGGAAUAUAAAAAAUCAGACGCCGGAGAGUGCCAAGGAGGAAUCUGAGAGAGAAUCGGCCAUGAAUGGAAGAGGCAAGGCAAGCCCGCUUGAUGUUAGUCCUGCAAACCAAGAAGUUUCGAGAUUUACGGACGAGUCCGGGCGCGGCGAGUCGGUUGUGCACGGUCCGAGCAAGAGGGUGUCGCCGAGAAAGGGAAAGAAAGUGGACUACGGUGGAGGAGCUUCUGCAGAGGCUGGAAGUGGCCAUGACUCUACAAAGAUGUAA